GAUCGGAUCUCCGUCUUGACUCUCUCUCUCUCUCUCUCUCUCUCUCUCUCUCUGUGUCUGAAAUGUCAAGUAGGCUUCGAUUAGAUGCGUUUGUUUCCGCGAUUGUUCCGGUGCACCCUCACGAGAUUCCGGUCUUGCUCCAUUCUUCCUCCUGCUUCUUCUUCAUUUUGAGCGCGUAUUUUGUUGUACUCCCAUUGCGCGACGAAGGGGCAAUAUCUCUGGGCUUGUCGAAGCUUCCAGGCCUGUUCGUUGGAUCCCUAGUGCUCACGUUGAUCGCUGCUCCUGUGUCCACCUUGAUCUUUUCUCUACCCAAUUUGUCCAAAUCCAAGGCUUUGGUUCUUAUACACAGAUUCUUCAGUCUAUCUCUUGUGCUGUUUUUCAUUCUCUGGCGCUUCUCCCCAACAGAGAUUGUAUCGUCUAAUUCAAAGGACGCAGUCGCCUCAGCAUCCGGACUAAAGAAAGACCUGAAAACUGGCGCUGAUGGAACUAGCUCUGCGGAUGGAUGGGAAAACCAUGGUUGGUUUUACAUUUCAGUCCGAGUUGGAUUUUUCCUUUGGGUUGCAUUGCUUAAUCUUGUGGCUAUUUCUUCAACAUGGGCUAGAAUAAUUGAUGUGAUGGACAACGAGUCAGGUUCAAGAUUGUUUGGCUUUGUUGGUGCUGGUGCUACCCUUGGUCAGCUUUUUGGCUCAGUGUUUGCUGCUGUAACGGCUUGGCUGGGUCCAUUUUUACUUCUCUUUGCUGCUCUUUUGAUGGAGUUCGCUGCACAAUCUUCAAAAGGGAUCACCAGAGAUAUUACAUAUUCCCCUGAGGAGUUAUCUCCCCUAAGGAAAACCGAUGAUGAACACAAAAGUGAAGCAAAUGAGCUGGAGGUUUCUUGUCCAAAGGUUCCUACCUCCGAUGCCAAACCUCAGUUUUGGGCCAUCUUCGACGGAAUGAGGCUUAUUUUGGCAUCCACUUAUCUCUUACACAUGUCUUUGUUCCUCUGGCUCAGUGCAGUCAUCUCGUCAUUCUUCUAUUUCCAAAAAGUGAAUAUAAUCGCUAUGACGAUCAAAACGUCCAUUGGACGAAGAAGGCUGUUCGCCCAGAUAAAUAGCUUCAUUGCAGUUUUCAUACUAGUUGGACAACUCACUCUAACGGGUAGGAUCUUGACCGUUGCUGGUAUAACGGUAGCCAUAUCUGCAUCUCCAUUUGUUGCUCUGGGGAAUUUGGUUGCUCUUGCAGUAUGGCCAUCUUGGGUGACAGUUGCUGUGUCUGAAACACUCAGAAAGGUGACAACUUAUGUCGUGACUAGACCCGGAAGGGAGCUCCUGUUCACUGUGGUAUCGCAAGACGAGAAAUACAAAGCAAAGGUUUGCAUAGAUGUUGUAGUCCAACGGCUGGGAGAUGCAGCGGCUGCGGGACUAUAUGAACUGCUUUCCAGCACUCUUCGCGAUCAAACAUCAACCUCUUCGCUCUAUGCCGUACCUGUCUGUUUAAUAUGGAUAAUCACUGCAUUCUUCUUGGGCCGGCGCCAAGAACAACUGGCAAAGCUCCAGUUAAUGCUCAUACAAAGUCAAAAGAGCUGCUCAAGGCCAACCCAGAAGAAGGAUUACAAGGUGCCAUAACUCCACCAAGACUGCAGAAUAUAUGCUUCUGCAGACAUUGAUAGCUAGGCCCGGGAUUGUACAUUGUGAAUUCGUUCUUUUAUAAGCGUCGGGAUUGUAUACCGUGGAAUACACUUCUUUUAUUGCGAUUUGCAGAGAAUAAAGAACUGAUCAUUGUUACCA
This is a messenger RNA of Tarenaya hassleriana, 1766 nucleotides long. RefSeq lists its product as uncharacterized. Gene Ontology annotation, biological process: nucleotide transport. The coding region runs from base 63 to 1604 and encodes 513 amino acids. Gene Ontology annotation, cellular component: membrane. Lineage: Eukaryota; Viridiplantae; Streptophyta; Magnoliopsida; Brassicales; Cleomaceae. The transcript is spliced from 14 exons. The record is from RefSeq and is a predicted model, not a curated record. Gene Ontology annotation, molecular function: ATP:ADP antiporter activity.